CUGAACUAUUUAUUUAGUAUUUACUGGACUGUGCCUUGAACUCACUGACACUUGACAGUCCGACAUUUAUUUUGUUUAUUCUUUCUAUGGAGGUUUCCCGUUGGGAAAAGGCUAAGGUAUAUCACCUUAUAGCCAUGUCUUGAGUGUUGUUUUAUUAGAUUGUAAGGCAUAAAGCCAUGUCUUCAGUAGAGUGAUUUUUCUAUUUCGGACAAUUCAAAUGUUUUCAAUUUUGUAAGUGCGCGGAUAAUCUUUGGUGGUUUAUAAAUCUCUGAUAAUGAUGAGUCUGAUAGUUCUGACAUCUGCGGAUAAUUUUUAUUUACCUGUCAAGUCAACACAGAUACUGGACCUAAAUGUGAUUGAUAUAAUAUGUUUGUAAUUUAAUUUUUAUGAUGUUCUUGUUAGUUCAAAAUAAGUAGAAGUUGGAACGUAAUGCUAACUUAGUGGGAAACUUAAUUCUCCUUGUAAAUGAAUGUUGCGCUUAUUUAAUUUUCACAUCUUAUCGAUUGAAAAUCUUGAAGUUACGAAUGUACCUAAUAAUUUAAUUAGUUUUCCAGUAAGAUAUUUUUUCCUGACCUUUGGUAAGAGGAAAAAGUGUUAAAAAUGUAUCUCACUAGUCACUACUGUCAUAAAUUUUAUUGUAUGGAAUGUUAGAAUGUGGAAAUUGAAAGUUACGGAAAGCAGAAGAACUACAACAGUAUAACUAGUAACAGCUACUGUAUUAUUAUUGAAAAAAAGAAAGUCUUGCCCGGUACAUCCUGUACAAUUGUUACGAUCAGACUACGAAAAUGAAAAGACUUUAUAUAAGACUUAAUGGUGUUCAAACGCCUCUGAUAACUUGGGGUGAUCCAAUAUCUAACAAUGAGAAUGUAAUUAUUUGCAUAACAGGAAAUCCUGGAAUAUCAGAUUUUUAUAUUGAAUUUGCUUCAGAACUAUUUAAAAGUAUGUCAAUUCCUAUUUGUGUUAUUGGUCAUGCAGGACAUGAAGAGAGCCUAGAUAAGAAAAACAAAUAUUUAUUCAAUCUAAAAGAUCAAUUAGAACAUAAAUUAGAUUUAAUUGAAAACCAUAUUAACAAAAAUAGUAAAAUACAUCUCAUUGGCCAUUCCAUUGGUGCCUGGAUGAUUAUAGAACUUAUCCAUAAGCAAAGUAACUUGAUUGACAGAGUUUCCUCUAUAAAUUUAUUGUUUCCUACAAUACAAAAGAUGGCACUAUCGAGAAAUGGAAAAUAUGUAAAUAAUGUGCUGAGAAAGAUUUAUAAGAUUAUACUGUUUUUAAGUACAUUAUUUUAUUUACUACCUAAAUAUGUGCUGUUUUACAUUAUAGGUAUAUACAUAUGGAUAAAAUCUAUACCUUCUAAAUUUAGUUCUGCAAUUAUAAAAAUAUUGAAUCCAGACGUAGUGGAAAAUAUUUUCUACUUGGCAUUUAAUGAAAUGGACACGGUACUAUCACUAAAUACUGAAAGCAUACAGAAAAUUAAGCAUUUAACUAAUGUUGUUUAUGCUAGAAAUGAUGGCUGGGCUCCAGUGGAAUAUAUUGAAGAUUUAAAGCAAUUCACACCACAGCUACAAAUUAGGGAAGCUUUUAACGUUGAGCAUGCAUUUGUUUUAAAAUCAUCUGUGGAAGUAGCAAGUAUAGUAGCAGAUUUUAUUAAUACCAAAAAAAACAUAUCUUAGCUUCAAAUAUUCUUCAUGCUUCAUUAGGCAUUGAAUAUUAUUCCUUACAAAGAUUCAUUUAGAUUAAUUUUAUAAACAAGACAAUCUUGUGUGUUUAAACCAAGCCCUUUAAAACUAUGCGUUCAUAUACAAUAUGAACGCAUAGUUUAGAGGAAAAAUUAAAAUACCUAUGUACAGGUUGAGAGGAGAUUUAGUUCUAUUAGCAAGGUGGCCACCUGGAAAAUAUUAAGAAUAAUUUACGUGCCUAUUGAGACCGAUAAUUAUGUUAGGACGUUUGUCAACGUGGGUGAAACCGCGGCGAACAAUUAUAUUUUUUUUUCUAUCACCAUAAUAAAUCUGUUGCUUCUUUGAGCAUGUGUUGACAUUGUGUCCCAGCGAACACCAAAAAGUAACGAGCUUUUUAAAUAUUAAUAAUUGAGUGCAUUCCUCGCUUAUAGAGCAGCUGUGAUAGACUGGUUAAACCUACGGCUUCACUUUCGGGUUGCAGAGUUGCGCACAACUUUUCUAAGAUUUGAUGUGUGUACUAAGCUAUGAAAAUAUCACUCGUGAAGGAAAACAUCGUGAGGAAACCAGCAUGUCUCAGUGUUCUCUACAAUUUUCUCAAAGGCAUGUGAAGCUACCAAUCCUCACUGGGCCUAAACCCUUCUCAUUGUGGAAGAAGACCCGUGCCUAGUAGGGGGCCGGUUAUGAGUUUUUGAAAUUGGCAGUAUAAAUGAAUAGUUAAGUGUUUUAUUACACUUCAUCUUUCAAAUUUCUGGAAACACUGCAAACUAUUUUGACGCUAUGCCACGUUUAAUAAUAAGGCAUCUUGUGUUUAGACUAAAGCAGGUUCAGUAACUAGGGUAUGUUAGUAAGGGUUACCACGAUGGUGGUAAUGACAAAUGAUAAAAAUAAAAAUAAAAUAUUAGAUAUGUGCACUUAAAUUUAUUGAAACCAUAUAAUUAUAUUUAUUAUAUAUUUUGAUGGAAUUUUAUUAUUACACUGUCAACAUUAAGGGGCCACGUAAAUUACUUAAAUUUACCGUUAAAUCUGCGCGUUAGAUGAGGCUGGAUAGAUUAAGCAAAAUUUAUGCAUACUUAUGCUGAUCCACAUUGCCUUUUAAUUACUAUCGAAUUACGUCCAUUUUCCAUAUUCAAUCCAUCCGUAAUCUUUUACUUAGAACGUUGUCAUAGUCAAAAAAUAUCCAUUGAAUUUGUAACAAAUAAUAACUUUAUCAACAGAUUACAGAUAGAUUGAAUAUAGAAAACGGUCGUUAUCAGACUUGGACUACCACGCAGAUUGAACGGUAGCUUGAACUUGUGAAAGCCCCUAAUACAUAACCAUUUGUGAAAACAGCACCUUUACAUAACUACACCACAAUAAUUUACAUAGAGUUGCAGUUAACACAGAUGGCACGACCGAUUUUGGUAUCAUCUAUAUUAUUUUUAUUCAAAAUUAUAAUGGAUUAACAUUUUUCAGAACUUCCAAGUUUUAUUCAUCAAUGUACCAUAAAUUAAGAUGUCUUAAAUAAGUAAGUACCAGAUAAAGAACGAACAAAUAUGAGUAUAUCAUGUAACAAUGGCACUAAAUUAGGAAUAAUAGCACUGGAAAAUAUGAACAGGAAUCUUUAAAAGAUGAAUAGUAAUAAAAAGUUCAAUAUAUUAUAUGAGCAUAAUAAUUUUUUUAUGGUUAAGUUAGAUUGGAUAUGAAUAAAUGUUUACAACGGUCUAUGUUUUUUUUUUAAAUUAAAGUCGUAUUGUCUAUCUAGUACCUAUUAAAUAAGCUGUAAAGUGUCAACGACCACGAUUGGUUUCGCCAAAAAAAAUACUUUUAUGAUAAACUUCAUUCUGUAACAUUACAUUCCAUUAUUUAAUAAAAUUAUUUUUUAAUGAAAUUA
Molecule: messenger RNA, 3546 nt
Organism: Pararge aegeria (speckled wood butterfly)
Lineage: Eukaryota; Metazoa; Arthropoda; Insecta; Lepidoptera; Nymphalidae
Gene: sturkopf
Product: lipid droplet-associated hydrolase
Exons: 2
Coding region: 786-1670 (294 amino acids)
Biological process (GO): lipid storage
Cellular component (GO): lipid droplet
Molecular function (GO): lipase activity
Source: RefSeq, a predicted model, not a curated record